Molecule: messenger RNA, 279 nt
Organism: Trichoplax adhaerens
Lineage: Eukaryota; Metazoa; Placozoa; Uniplacotomia; Trichoplacea; Trichoplacidae
Exons: 1
Molecular function (GO): ATP binding; nucleic acid binding; RNA helicase activity
Source: RefSeq, a predicted model, not a curated record
ACAUCAUUUCAUCAUCUUGGUAUAUUGAAUGGUGUUUCAAAUCAAUUGAAAAAGAUACAACUAAUAAAACCAACUCCAAUUCAAUGUCUAGCAAUACCACCGAUAUUAAAUAGAUAUGAUGCCAUCAUUGAAUCACAUAGCGGAACUGGCAAAACAUUUGCUUUUCUAUUACCAUCUAUACAAGAUUCUAAACAACCUUUCUCAACAGUUAUUAUCGUACCAACACGUGAGCUCGCCAUGCAAAUUGUCUAUAACGCUAAUCGUAUUGAAACUUUAUGU